Molecule: messenger RNA, 1625 nt
Organism: Postia placenta MAD-698-R-SB12
Lineage: Eukaryota; Fungi; Basidiomycota; Agaricomycetes; Polyporales; Adustoporiaceae
Exons: 5
Coding region: 1-1407 (468 amino acids)
Source: RefSeq, a predicted model, not a curated record
AUGGCAUCACAAGCUCCUAUAGACGGCGAAAAGGCGCCACCCGCCCCCGUGUUGGUACCGUAUCACGGUUAUCAGGCGACAUACAGCGUCGCGUCGCCGCCCCCACCAGUCGGUCGUCGCCAACGCAGAAGUGCCCGAGCCAGAUUCCUGCACGCCUUUGUGUUUGCUGGUCUAGCUUUGGUUCUCCUUCACGUGGUAGCGAAGCACGCUCGCUAUCUCCGUAACUUUGUGCACGACCGUCUGCACGGAGAACCUGACUCUGAUAUGUCGACGGGAUCCGGCGACCAUCGGUCCUGCGAGGCGGCGUCCUGGACGUUCGACCCGGAAGGCCGUGUCCCGGUGGACCAGUUCCUCCAUGUUGCCGAGGCGUCCUUCGAACUUCCCGCAUCGGCAGACCUGCUCUUUUUCAAAUCCAAGGGGGCUGCUACCUUCGCGCAUGGCGUGAUUGAGAUUGACGACUCCGGCACGGCCGGUGCGGACGUUGUGAAAGUCGACAUCACCGCGCACUACAACGACGUUGAGGAUUUCCUCGAGCACACGAAGGCGUGCCUCCUGCACCCCAGGGAAGGCGAGGAUGGCGUCGGAAUCUUUGCUCCUAUGCAUUGGGUAGACCGCGACACACGCCGGAAGGCGCGAUGGGAUCUUAAAGUCCGGUUGCCCGCGUCCUCCAGUGGAUCAUCGAGGGAGAUCAAGAAGCUGGUCACCGACAUGCCGAUGUUCUUGCACCAGGUCGGCGACAUUGGACAGAGCAUGUUCUUCGACAUCCUGUCGCUGCACACCUCCAACAUGCCGGUCCAUGUCAGGUCGCUGACUGGAGACAUCGCUACGGUGAAGACCUCGAACGGGCCGAUCUCGGGGAGAUUCAACACGUCACACUAUCUCGAGCUGCACACUUCGAACUCGCCCGUCAAAGUGGACGUCGGCUUGCUGAGCGAGUCCGACGACGAAAGGACGCCUACCAAGCUGUCCAUCAAAUCAUCCAAUGGACCCGUCGCUGCGAACCUAAGCAUGUAUGCCACUACAGAGAGCGAGACCGGCGGCCAAUUCCUCGUCGGCAUACGCACGUCUAACAGCCCCACGAACAUCGCGGUGCUCGAUGCCCCCGUCGACCACACGCUUCACUUGAAGGCGCACACGUCCAACUCGUUCGUGCAGGCGGCGUUGCACAAGACAUACGAGGGUGCAUUCAGGCUCACGUCCUCGCGCUUCUUCCGGCCAACAAUCCACGCUUCGGAUGUGCAGGAUCCCGCGGAUAAGGGCCGUCGGCGCGUUAUCGAGACGUCGAGAGCGACCGGAGGUUACUUAGAGGGCGCUGUCCACUGGCGGCCUACCGAUCGCAAGACCCGGUAUGGAUCUGUGGACAUCUCGACGUCGAACCUCGGCCUCGAUCUGUCUCUGCCAGCGUGAGGUGCCCUCGGCGUGUGACCGGUCAUCUUGCUUCUGUUUUUCGCUCGGAAUGUAUGCGUAUGUAGGAGUAUCCCCCUGUUUUGCAAGAGAUCUCAUUCGGCCUGUCUAUAUUACAUUUAGUGCGGUGACGUGUGGAGUAUACACGGGCAGAUACAACACAAGGAGAUAUUGUACCAUGGUCGAUAGCGAUUUGUGUAGUGACAAAGCAAGAACAACAG